This is a messenger RNA of Pyrus x bretschneideri (Chinese white pear), 475 nucleotides long. Its product is annotated as phytosulfokines-like. The transcript has 2 exons. The coding region runs from base 52 to 324 and encodes 90 amino acids. Gene Ontology annotation, cellular component: extracellular region. Gene Ontology annotation, biological process: cell population proliferation. Gene Ontology annotation, molecular function: growth factor activity. NCBI's taxonomy places the organism in Eukaryota, Viridiplantae, Streptophyta, Magnoliopsida, Rosales, Rosaceae. The record is from RefSeq and is a predicted model, not a curated record.
CUCACAAUCUAAUACAGCUAGCUAGCUCACAUCUCAUCGUUUUAAUCAAACAUGUCGUCCAAGCUCACCAGCCUCAGUGUGGUUGCCCUCCUCCUCUUCCUUACAUUAUCCGGCACGAUGGCGCGGCCGUUGCUUUCUUCUUCUUCUUCUUCUUCUUCUUCUGAUGUCAGUGCCAUGAAAGUUCAACCUGAGUUGAAGGAUGUUGAGGUAGAAAAAGCCAUGGUGGAGGAAAGUUGUGAUGGAGUUGGAGAAGAUGAGUGCCUGAUGAGAAGAACUCUUGCGGCUCACAUUGAUUACAUCUAUACACAGAAGCACAAUCCAUAAAUUAAUUUUUCUUCAUAUGUAAUUAUGCAUCAUGUAUUCUUAAUUGAUUUAGUUUAUAUUUCUAUACUUAAUUUACCAAUUUAUUUUAGGAAUUUUUCUGUGUACUAGCCGGUGUAUAAAUGAUAUAUAGAGUUGUGGAGUAGUUCUUCUA